This is a messenger RNA of Strigops habroptila (Kakapo), 2735 nucleotides long. RefSeq names its product gamma-glutamyl hydrolase (gene GGH). Lineage: Eukaryota; Metazoa; Chordata; Aves; Psittaciformes; Psittacidae. The coding region runs from base 53 to 1024 and encodes 323 amino acids. The record is from RefSeq and is a predicted model, not a curated record. Gene Ontology annotation, cellular component: vacuole. Gene Ontology annotation, molecular function: gamma-glutamyl-peptidase activity. Gene Ontology annotation, biological process: tetrahydrofolylpolyglutamate metabolic process. The transcript has 9 exons.
GCCGAGGCGGCGGUGGCGCCGUUGGUGCUGACAGGCAACGGGCGACGGGGCUAUGGGGCGCCUCGCAGGGCGUCCUCCCGGCCCGGCAGCCACCCUGCUCCUGCUCCGCUGUGCCGCCGCAGUCUCCGUUGUGCUGUGCGGCCGCCUGGCGGGGGGCAAUGAAAGACCCAUCAUCGGGAUAUUGGCACAGGAGUGUCACUUUGAUAAGUUUCACAGAUUUGGAAGUUCUUAUAUUGCAGCUUCAUACGUGAAGUUUUUGGAAUCUGCUGGUGCCCGAGUUGUGCCAAUAAGAUUAAAUCUUUCAGAUGAAGAAUAUGAUAAAAUAUUCCACUCCAUUAAUGGGGUACUUUUUCCAGGAGGUGGUGUGGAUCUUAAGACUUCACAAUAUUCCAGGGUUGCUAAGAUAUUUUACCACAAGGCAUUAGAGGCUAACGAUAAAGGAGAUUAUUUCCCAGUAUGGGGAACAUGUCUUGGACACGAAGAGCUUACGUAUCUCACAAGUGGCAAAGUUUUGCUCGUUAAUACCAAGACAAAUGGUUUUGCACUCCCUCUGAACUUUACCUCAGCUGCAAAAACCAGUAGAUUAUUCAAGAAUUUCCCUGAUGAUGUAUUACAUGCACUUGCUACUGAGCCAUUGACAUCAAACUUUCAUAUGUGGAGCCUCUCCUUGGAGAAUUUCACAAAGAAUGAAGAGCUUCGUAAUUUCUAUAAUGUUCUGACCACUAACACCAAUGAUCAAGUGGAGUUUAUAUCUACCAUGGAAGCAUACAAAUAUCCAAUUUAUAGCGUCCAAUGGCAUCCAGAGAAAAAUCCUUUUGAGUGGAAGAGUUCACCAGGCAUUCCUCAUUCCCCGUCAGCUGUAAGAGCAGCAUAUUAUAUAGCUGACUUCUUCAUUAAUGAAGCCCGGAAGAGCCUGCACCAUUUCCCCAGUGAAGCUGAGGAAACAAAAGAAUUGAUUUAUAAUUAUACUCCAGUUUAUACAGGAACAUUUUCUUCAUUUCAGCAAAUCUAUUUUUUUGAUUGAGUAUUGUGUCAAAGGUGCGGUGCUGCUAUUUAUAAAUGGAAUUAUUUGCCAGCGUUGAGUAAUUAACCUGAUAUAGUGCACUGCACAUGACAGAAAGCCAGCAUAGUUCUCUUUCUUUGUAAUAAUUUAUUCUGUGUUUCUUCUGCACUUGUGGACCAUUAAUAUAAAGUUUAUAUUUAAUAACAUAAUAAUUGUCUCGGAUCACACUUUAAGGCAAACUGCAGAAAAAUGCCUUUUUCUUCCAGGGAAAAGGUCUUGAUUAUACUUACGAACUUGUAAGUAAUCACAUUUAAUACAAGGAAAACCACUGUAUUCGUGUAUUUUAAAAUAUGAGAGUUACCUUUGUGGGCUAUGAUAGCACGAAAGGCUUAGAUACAUUGCUUAGUAAAAUCCCAUCCUUUUCACAUGAUUUAACAGAUGAGGGUUUGUCGUAAAUAUGUGUAUGUAAACAAGUUCUUGUCAGGGACUAUUUUGUCAUUUAAAAAAUUGACCAAAGUAGUAAGGAGGCAUGACAGCAAAGAGACUUCCCCCCUCUCCCUACCCGCAAAUGCACGUUAUAUCCCAUUUGUGAAACUGUUUCUCUUAUACAUUCAGCUUUGUUUUGAGUGCUUAUGCCUUCUGAGGCCUAUAUAAAUAGGAGGAUGCAGUGUAAACUAGGCAUUGCAAGUAUCAGGUAAAAUAAGUACGUUUGGAGGGCAUAGUUAAGUGCUGAUUCCACUUUCUGUUCUUUUCAAAUUCAGUUUUACAUAACUGGAGCUGGCAGACAGAUAAAAGAUGCAGAUGUCCAUUUUUUUUAUUUAAAAGAAUGUAAACCUAAUUUUUUUCUUUAUGUAAUCUGACUUUUCCUGUAGCUACUGGAUAGAAUUCUCUCUUUGAGUCAGGAGGUAGUUUGCCAUUAACUUAGUAAAGUCAGUGAUUUCUUUCUGCCUUAUUGGAUAAUUUAAUGCAGCUAGAAUUCAAACAGCAGAUAAAUGUAUAUGAGAAACCUAUUAAUGUUGACAUAAUGUGACAAUAGCAGUUGCAUUCGAUAGGCUGUGCUACCCUUUCUCUUUUUUUUAUCUUUGCUUUGCUGCACACUUAGUGAAAAUUUUGUUCAGUGAUUUUAUAUGGUGUCCAAAAAGGAACUAAGACGAGACAAUCAAAUCUAACUUUUCUUCUGUUGCACAACUUUCAAGCUCUGUUAACAUUGGCAGGGAUUUGGAGUUUUAUGAAGAAUUCACGUUUAUACCACAGCUCUGUUUUGUAGUACGUUAUACUCUCAAGUACCAUAUCUAAAUAAAGCUGGUAUGUUUCUCAGGUUUUUCAAAUGAAAGACUCUCCUCUUGUUCUUUAUCAUGAAACAGCUAUGUAAGAGAAUGUGAAAUGCAUUUGUUAAAAAACUGUAAGGAGACAUUAACUGUGACUUACCAGAAGGAUGCUUGCCAGGUAAUUAGUAGCUUAAACAUGUGAUAUUGCAGGCUAUUUCUACAUUUGUCAGAUCAGUCAAAUUCAGUAAAUGGAACUUGUUUUAAUAUAGAUGACUUUAUUAACUUUAUUAGCUGACUUCUGAGUAGAAUCAAGUGUAAAAAGAGGAUUACACUCUACAGUUGCAUACAAAUGUGGCAGCUAAGCUACUUACAAACUAAGUCCCAUCUUCUACUCCUUGUUCAGGCUGAGUUCUUUGGAAUAUCUCUAAGAAUUUGCCUAAGUAAGGAGGGCAGGAUUUAGCAUU